Molecule: messenger RNA, 1953 nt
Organism: Girardinichthys multiradiatus
Lineage: Eukaryota; Metazoa; Chordata; Actinopteri; Cyprinodontiformes; Goodeidae
Product: probable assembly chaperone of rpl4
Exons: 11
Coding region: 122-1375 (417 amino acids)
Biological process (GO): cell division
Molecular function (GO): protein binding
Source: RefSeq, a predicted model, not a curated record
UAUUGCAUACCGCCUGUGGUUCAGAGUUCUCCACCACGCGUGAAGUAAAUGUGGGGAAAGCCUUCUUUUCAAAGGGCAAACAUUUGUUGUGAAGAGCAUAAAUAAGAGCUUAUUUAUCAGUAUGGGUGGUCAGGCUAAGGGCAAGAAGAAUAGUAAAACCAAGAGGAAAGGCAACCGUCAAAACAGGGAUGGAGGAUUUGUUGAUUUGUCACCUCAGGAAAGGAUGAAAGUACGAAUGCAUGAGAAAGCCAAGAAGAAGACCGCUGAGAAGUACUCAGUGCAGCAACUCUUAGAGAAGACUCAGGAAUACAUGGACACUUUUGACUUUGAGAUGGCUGGCCUUUUCUGUCAGAGAGCUUUAGAUGUGGACUCCAACAAUCUCCAAGCUCUUGACAUGCUGGGACAUAUUUGCUCUGAAUUAGGAGACAUGCAGAAAGCUAAAUCAGUGUUUCUACGUGCAAUCGAUCUGAGCCCAGAUGUUGGUCAUAGUAAAUACAUGUAUCUGGGACAAAUUCACACUGGCCAGGAGGCUGUGAACUUCUACACAAGAGGAAUACAGGUCCUUCUGUCUGCGCUAGAGAAGCAAGAAACAAUGGCUCAGGCCGGAGCCACCGGAACAACGGAUGAGAACGAUGAAGUCCCUUCAGCAAAGGAUGUCAGCGUGGCCUACUGCUCCCUGGCUGAGAUCUACUUAACAGAUCUCUGCAUGGAGGAGGGAGCUGCAGACAAAUGCAGAGAGUUCAUUGAAAAAGCUUUACAGUAUCACCAUGACAACCCAGAGGCUCUCCAGCUUAUGGCCAGUUACCUGUUUAGUACAGGGAGAAACCAGGAAGGCAAUGGAUACCUGUUGAAAAGUGUUGGAAUGUGGCUACCUGCUCAGAAACAAAGUGCAGCUUCCUCCGCUACAGAUGAAGAAACGCAGAAUGAGAUCCCUCCGUACGAGUCUCGCAUCACCACAGCCAAACUGCUUAUUGAGUCAGAGGAGUAUGAGAUGGCUGUAGAUGUAUUGGAGGGUCUCCUGGAGGAAGAUGAUGAAGUUGUUCAGGUUUGGUAUCUGUCUGGCUGGGUGUGCUACCUCCAGUGGGAAAAAGCAAAACAACAGCAGGAAAGAGAAGGAAAAGAAGCAACAGUGGAGGGAAAGGAGGAGUGGAAGGCUCUGCAGGAUGCUGCUAGGUCAUACCUGACUAAUGCCAAAAAGCUGUACAUGAAGCUGCGAUGCGACGACCAGCCUAUGCUGGAGCAUGCUGAACAGCUGCUGGGCGAACUGGGAGGAGAGAUGGAGGCCGAAGACGAAGACCCAGACUUGGACGACGACUAUGAACCUUGUAGCGAUGAUGAAGAGGGUGGCAAAACCGAGGCCCCCAUGGAGCACUGACUGCACCCUGUCAUGUUUUCCUUUAGUUUUUGUGCCCUCUUCAAAAUCCCUUUUUUGUAUCGGCUUUUCAAAGAUUAAAUUGAUGUGCAGAAACAGAGAGGCAUUAAAAAUCCACUCGAUCUCUUUCAGUUAAGUUGUUUAAUGCUUUUGUCAAAAUAAAUGCAUACUUGAGUAAUACUUCUCCUAAUCUCCUCAACAGAUGCCGAUAAAAUUAGUUUUUAGAGGUUUAAUUCUUACCAGCAUCCCCUGAAUGCUUUUACCUCUGCUGCACACCCACACAGAGGUUUGUGCGAGCAGGAACGAACCACACAUGCACACAAAGAAAAACACAAAAGAAGCAUGUUAAUUACUUUAUUUUUCUCCCACAGCACAACAAGCAGAAUCAUUUUUCCCUUUAAGCAUUGUUAGAGCUGCCCAGUUAUUAACACGUCAUGCUAUUUUUACAUGUACUGUGAUUUUAUUGCCCAUUGUUUAUGUAAAUGCUUGAAUUGUUAUGGUAUUCGGUUUAUGCUUCAGUCUCAUUUUCCUUCUCUUUUUUGGUUGGAUUCAGUAAGUCAAUAGAUUGAAUUUGAUAUUAA